This is a messenger RNA of Monascus purpureus, 333 nucleotides long. The record is from the annotation of a GenBank genome assembly. Lineage: Eukaryota; Fungi; Ascomycota; Eurotiomycetes; Eurotiales; Aspergillaceae.
AUGGCUCCCAUGAAGAACGUUUUCGAGGGCCGACGGGUCCUGCAAGAACGAGCCAGGAGAGGUGAGCGCCUAUCAGACGAUGAAAUUGGCUCUAUGACACAACAAACGGCCAGUCUGGCGGGCGUUCCUGAUGGCUCCAGAGCCAACAUGAACCCCGAUCAGAUCUGUUGGGCUGCAAAGGCAGAUGAGAUUCUCGGCAAGCCGGCCGACCAAAUAAAUUCAGAUGACGGCAGGGCCUUGCAAGCCAGGGAGAACAAAGCGUUCGAAAGCCUACCUGCAACGGGUUCUGCGGCGUCUCAUGUACAGUCAGUCGGAGAGAAGAACGAACGGUAA